Messenger RNA from Cryptomeria japonica (Japanese cedar), 705 nucleotides. RefSeq lists its product as uncharacterized. NCBI's taxonomy places the organism in Eukaryota, Viridiplantae, Streptophyta, Pinopsida, Cupressales, Cupressaceae. The record is from RefSeq and is a predicted model, not a curated record. The transcript has a single exon. The coding region runs from base 1 to 705 and encodes 234 amino acids.
AUGGAUCGAGGAAACUUGGAAGACGCUGCAGAUAACAAAAUUCAUGCCGAAAGGAUUCUUCAUUGUGGUUUUUGCUUCGGAAGAAGAACGGCAAAAGAUACUGGAAGGGGGAUUAUGGACCAUGAUAAUAAGCCGCUGUAUAUCCAAAAAUGGUAUAGGAACUUCAAUCCAUUAAAAAUGGAGCCCUAUGAGAAGCCAAGAUGGAUUCGAUUGAAUAAUCUGCCAAUGGAAUAUUGGUCGGAAGAAGCCUUAGAAAAGAUAGGCAGAUCAAUGGGAACCCUAAUGGAGAUAGACGCAAAAAUUGCGACUAGAAAUGUGUAUUUAUAUGCAAGGAUGAAAUUAGCGGCAGUCAGGAGAAUUCCACAAUUGAUAAAAUUGAGAAGUCAUGAUAUGGAAUGGUUACAAGCGAUCGAAAUAGAGGAGGAGAAAUAUUUUUGCUCUAUAUGCGAAAGAAGAAACCAUGAUUCAGAUAAGUGCAGAAAUAACAAAAAUGAGAAAAAGGUUUGGAGGGUAAAACAAGCAGCGGGAAAUAAAAAGUCAGAAGAGCUACUUCAAAUAAUAGUUAGAGAACAAGUUAAUGAAAAUCUUGAUAAGAAACAGAGUGGGGUGAGCCAGGAGGCGGAGGGAAAUAAAAAAAAGGAUCUUGAAGAGAAGGCAUGUAAUUUAGAGUCAAAUUGUCAAAGUGAUAUCGGGUUGGAGGUGUAG